Camellia sinensis is the source of this 1355-nucleotide messenger RNA. NCBI's taxonomy places the organism in Eukaryota, Viridiplantae, Streptophyta, Magnoliopsida, Ericales, Theaceae. The record is from RefSeq and is a predicted model, not a curated record.
AUGCCUUUAGAAUCUGUGACGCCCUUUGGCCAAAUAAAGAGUAAGUUUGUGGUGCAAUCCACUCUCAAUGACCUGCCUAAUGUAGAAAACGUAAAGAAAGAGCAUGAUCAUGAGAUUUCAGAGGAUGACAUCGUAAAGAGGAUUAUUGCAGCAGGUCCUUUUACCACAACUGACAACUUGUUCUUUGAACCUCUAACUGAGCUGCUAGCAUAUGCACAAAGAAAGCAGCCUCAGUUGCUUUUAUUGCUGGGACCAUUUAUUGAUUCUGAACAUCCAGAGAUUAAGAAAGGAGCAGUAAACAGGACCUUUGAUGAAAUGUUUCGUCUUGAAAUCCUUGGAAGGCUUCAAGAUUAUGUGGAAUAUAUGGGUUCUACUGCACGUGUGAUUCUCGUGCCAUCUAUACGGGACGCAAAUCAUGACUUUGUUUUCCCUCAGCCUGCUUUUGAUAUUCAGCAAGUCGAUCUCAAACAUCAAAUAAUCAGUCUUACAAAUCCGGGGAUUUUCAGUGCAAAUGGGAUCAAGGUACGUUGCUGCACUGUGGAUAUUCUCAAACAACUUAGCGGAGAGGAGAUCUCACGGAAUCCAUCUGGGGGAUCCAAGCAGCGCAUGAAUAGACUUGCAAAUCAUCUACUUAGCCAGCAUAGCUUCUAUCCUCUAUACCCACCAAUGGAAGAUACUCCUGUGGAUUUUUCUCUCGCUCCAGAGGCUCUUCAGAUCCCUUGUAAUCUAUAUAUCCUAAUCCUAUCCUCUGACUUGGCUCAUUUCGUGAAGGUGUUGUCAAUUGGGGAUAAAAAUGACGGAGAAGAGCAAGCGAAGUGCAUUUGUGUUAAUCCGGGAAGACUGGCUAGGGGCGAAGGAGCGGGUUUCUUCGUGGAGCUUAACUACGAGGGAAGCCCUGAUUCAACCAGUGCUUCAGUUAUAAGCAUAUGGACCUUAAACUACCGCGUGCAGUGAUUCAACAAGUGCUUCAAAAAAAAAGUAAACCCUAAACUUAUAGAGCUUGCAGUUGCAAAUGAUAUCAGUUUGUUUGGAAGCAAACUAGGGACCUAUCAUAGUGGACACCAAAUUCUAAUGGAGGAGCUUAGCACCAUGAAGACUGUUUAGGGAGUGCUGUCAUGUAGUACUAGUUUCACAUCACAAUUAAGGUGAUGUUACUAACAUGAUGUUCUAUUAAUGUAUUAUUAUUGUCUUUUCAAGGUGGCAAUGAUUUCGCUCUUUACCAACCAAAAAAAGAAGGGAAAAGGAAAAGAAAAGAAAAGUCGUUUUUGGUUGUGUUUUUGUUUUCUUUUAUUUUUGCUUUUCAUGUUUUAAGAAAUACAAGCAAUGAAAAGUUUGACAAUCAUUUUUAUUUUGCA